AUCUUCUUCCUCUCCUAUUUUAGCCGAGGGCAAUGGCAGGAUUGCACGAUCCCAGAGAGGUUCUACGGCUCUGAACUUUCUCAUUCCUCCAACGGAAAGCUCACAAUUCCAAAAGUUUUUACUUGCAAUUUGGUCUCCCACAAGGACAGCUUUUAAUUAAAAGAAACAUGAUGUCUGUUCCCGCCUCACAAACUUGCAUUUCCGCCGUCAAUGGCGCCGCCAUUGCCGCCAUGCAACAGGGAAAGUAUGCUCACUCGACCAUGGCACUCAAGAGGGCCUUGGCUGUGCUCAAGGCAUCGCUCAACGCAGACAACGCUAACGAGUUUGCCACAUCCGCUGUCAAGCCAGAAGAUCAGGGGCUCUUGUGGUCCGUGGCCUGUGCCAACCCAGACACAACCGCUGCCAUUGUGGGAUCCUCCAACAACUUUGAAGUCUUUCAAAGUGCCUUUCAUCUACCUGACGACCGUUGGUGUUCCGCCAACAAGACCAGGGCAUCUGUGAUUAUCCUGUAUAACAUGGGCUUGUCGUACCACCUGAGUGGGCUCUCCCGGGGAUCUUCCAAGGAACUCUCCAUGGCACGGGAUCUCUACAAGAUGGCCCUGACCAUAGUGGAGACUUCACUCGCUCAAGUCCACACGGACCGCCUAUUGCUCCUGCAGUUGUUGGCACUCUUCAAUAACCUCGGACACAUUCAUUCCUACUGCUAUGAAGAGUCUGAUACCAAGCAAUGCAUGACCGCCAUCAAGGCACUCUUGGCUAGCAGAGCCUACUACCAUGCCAAGUGCGAGGACGCCACUGAAGCCUUUGCCUUUUUUGAAUGGAGCACACUGUCCAUUACCUCUCCCGAGAACAUCUUUACCUUUGCACCGGCUGCCUAAGACCGUGCCAUCAUUCUCUUCCCUCCCGCAUCCACUGUAUACAUCCUACUAUCCUUCUCCCUACUACUGCACAAAACUAACAUUGCAUGCUGCCAGCCAUACUGUACCUAAACUGCUAAAAAUACCAGCCGUCGGUCCCGACCUCAUAAUCCUAACUUGCACAACUACGCUGCAUGAGAUCUCACUACUCUAUUACUACAUAAAAAGUAACCACACCUCUAUCAGAUUCGAUUGGAUUCUUCAAAUAAUAAAUCAAAGUCUCUUGUUACCUGACUGUAGUUAGUUGUUCAGACU
Seminavis robusta is the source of this 1172-nucleotide messenger RNA. NCBI's taxonomy places the organism in Eukaryota, Bacillariophyta, Bacillariophyceae, Naviculales, Naviculaceae. The record is from the annotation of a GenBank genome assembly.